AUGGCGACAGUUGAUCGCGCAUCAGCGCAAGACAACAACCUCUCCACACCACGUAGUCGCGCGACUUCAAAAGGCCCAGAGUCAUCUACCGUCUCCAUCGACAGCAGUGACAACCGCGACGAUGAUCUGCACAAAUCGACAGACGGCGCACUGGGCGACAAACUCAAGAGCCGCAACUCGGACGAUGGCCGCAGCGACACCUCCUCUGCGCACCGCAUCCGAAUGUCGAGGAUGUUCAAGGGUCGCAAUAAGCGUAGGAAGUCAACUACAAGUCAUGCAAGCCAGGACUCGCAGCUGGAUCCCGCUGAAGAUACUCCUCCCGUGCCUCAGUUGAGGCGCCCAGGCACCGAACCGCGGAACUACAGCGACGACUCGCUGGGCCUGCACAAGAGCGCAGCCAGCAAUGCCACUCUCGGCGAUCCCCUAGCCUCCGAAGAAUCUCCCGUGCGACACACCGGCACCCCUGUAAACAACAAGCGAGGAGUCUCGCCGUCACCAGUUGGAAGGCUGAAAGAGGCAUUCGCGCCCAAUCGACGGCCAGCGUCUCCGAAGGCAGGAGAUUACGCUGACGGUGCACGGCCGGGCUCAAGUGGUGGACUCGGGGCGCUGUUUGGAGGAAAGAAGCGCGAGGCCAAGAUUCUCGAUCAACCCAUCACCGCAUCCCCCCCGCAGAUCCAUACGGGAGACGGCACGCAGUCGACGACGUCUCUUCGCUCUACCGCGCCGAAGCGUAUCAUCACCACACUCCCUGCCACUCCCCCGAACCUCGCCGAUGCGCCUACGACUUUGAUCACACCACCGACUCCUACCGAUGGGAAGCCAGUCUCGCCCACACGUCCGACAAGCUCGCAGGAGGGAGUGAAGCAAAACACAUCGCAAUCGAUUCCGAAUGUCACUGUCUCCCCCUCGGGGAACAUGAUAUCACACCGACGUGUGCGAUCCGCGACGAAUCCUCCUAGCAAGCUUUCCAAUUCGAUUACUGCGCCGCUUACACCCCACCCCGAGGAAGCGAAAACCCCUGGUGGGACUGCAUUCGCUCCCCAGAACCCUGGCGGUUUCUUUGCGUCUGUAUUUUCUGCCGCGCAGAACGCCGCGAACAACUUGAGUAACACUAUCGUCAACAACAGCACCGCAAAGAACAAGUCGAAUCAGCAGUCCCAGGGUGAAGAAGAAAAGGACACGGAAGACGGAGUGGAAGAGGUGAUUGGCCCAGAAAGCGCAGACCAGAACGCGGACACGGAAAAACGCAGGCCAGCCGUAGAGACUCUUGGAUCUGGGAACUUGAGCUUGGCCCAUCUGGGGAUCACAGAUACCGAGGUUAGCCCAAUGUCGUCCUCUACAAACGUUGCCACAAAGACGGACGAGGCCUCUGCGAAGGCGGAAGAUAUGGCAGCCACACAAGCAGUUUCGGCUGCGUACGCGGCGGAUAAACCUGCUUCUGUUGUGAACGAUCGUCCACGAUCCCACACAGCUAAUUCGGGUUCAUCAUUGCCAGGCGCUGGGUCUCCUCAAAGACAGCCUGAGAUUACCGACUCCCCCGCACAGUCUUCCAUCCAGAGGCAGAGCAGUAUACGCAGUCGUAUCAGUGAUGGGCGGCGAAGACGACAUAGGGGAAGCUCUGCCGCUACCGGGAACACCAUUGCCGCUGCUAUAACUGGCAGUACAUCGGCUCUAGCCCCGAGCGCUGCGAUGAAUGGGAACCGCCUUAAUGGGACGGGAUUUGCAGUUGCAUCGCCAAAGCGAAAUAGAGAUUUCCACAACUUCUUCAAGAGUGUGCCAGAGGAUGACUACUUGAUCGAGGACUACAGCGCAGCACUACAGAAGGAAAUUCUGCUGCACGGCAGGCUUUACGUAUCAGAGGGCCACCUCUGCUUUUCCAGCAACAUCCUCGGUUGGGUCACGAAUCUCGUUAUUAGCUUUGAUGAAGUGGUCUCGGUUGAGAAGAAGUCGACUGCCGUGUUGUUCCCGAAUGCUAUCGUUAUCCAAACGCUACACGCGCGAAAUGUCUUCGCCUCGUUCCUCGCGCGAGACUCCACCUACGACUUGAUAAUCGGCAUCUGGAAGAUCUCGCACCCAAAUCUCAAAUCCUCACUGAACGGCGUCACGCUAGACACGGGCGGCACCGGUGACAAGACCGAGAAAGCCGAGUCUAUUGGCAGCGACGACGGAUCUCUACAAGAGUCGGACGACGAUGUCUAUGACGAGGACGCAGAAGAAGACGACGGCAUCGGUAGCUUCACUGAAGCUGGCGAGGGAAGCAUGGCGGGUAGCGAGGCCGGUUCUGUGAUCGGAGGUGAAGGGCAGCGAAAAGUGAGCGCAGCAGUGUCGCAAGCAUUCGGUGGUAGCGGCGAGAUUACAGAGGCUGCCAAGGCUGGAACAAAUGGUGCUGCGGCAGCAGGUCAAGAUUUCGCCGGCGCUGCGACACAUGGCCCUACGGACUGUGGGGACAGCGACCAGCACUAUGAUAAACUGCUUAUCGACACGACUAUCCCAGCCCCUCUGGGUAAGGUACACAGCCUCAUGUUUGGACCUGCUUCUGGAGCCUUUAUGCGAAAAUGGUUGAUUGAGGAUCAGAAGUCGACAGACCUGCAAAUGGAAGACGACAAGAAAGGCCUCGGAGAAGACAAGAAAUCUUUCAACUACUCUUACAUCAAACCUCUGUUCGCACCAGUUGGUCCGCGCCAGACAAAGUGCAAUAUUGCCAUGACCUUGGAGCAAUACGAUCUGGAGAAGGCCAUCACUGUGCUUUGCAGUACAGGUACCCCAGAUGUGCCUAGUGGAAGUAUCUUCCUCACGAAGACACGAUACUGCCUGAUGUGGGGAGCGAACAACAGCACGCGGCUCAUCAUGACCUUCACGGUCGAGUGGAGCGGCAAGAGUUGGUUGAGAGGCCCGAUUGAAAAAGGCGCAAAUGACGGCCAAAUGUCGUAUGCUACCUCUUUGACGACCGCUCUCCGCACCGCCGUGACCGCCAAAGCCGCACCUGCAAGACUAGGAAAGGGUGGAAAGGGUAAGAAGCGAUCCAAAGCCAAUAUCCUUGACGAAACACCAGCGGCAGUGUCCGCUCCAACGCCUGCCAACCAAGCAAAGCAGAGCGAUUGGGGCAUGUUGGAUCCCUUACGCAGCCUUUUGGGGCCAGUUGCGGAUAUUCUGGAGUUCAUCUUCACGCCGCAGAUCAUUAUUCCACUUAUGGGAGUGUUGCUCAUGUACUCAUGGUUCUUCCGUGGCGCAUCAACAGCUGUCGGGCCAAACCAAUGGUCCGCUGCACAAAGACAAGUCGCACAUGACGAGAUUUGGCGUCAUGAAGAAUCCGAGCUGUGGAAGUGGUUAGAAGACCGCGUUGCCCUGGACCGUGUUCAAUCUUCUGUAGUAGGUGGAAGGAUACAUCCAGACGUCGACGACCAAAUCCGCAUACCACCCGCAAACAUGAAGGAGCGCGAAAUGGACGAAGCCAUCCGCAUCACAGAAGAGAGGUUGAAAGUUCUAAAAGAAAAGGUGGAAAAGGAUAAGGCCAAAACGCGAACGAAAAGUCCGAGAGAAGAGCAGACGUAAAACAAAACUUGGGCUGGAAGAGGUGUGAUUAGAAGACAUGCAUUGCGAACGGCGUCAAUUGGUUUUUCUGUUGGAAUACUUGGGUGUAUUUUGCUGGCUUUAGCAUUACCUCUUCGAAGCGAGCCACCCCUUUGUUUUCUCGUUUGUGUAAAUGCUGAAGGAAUAUAUUAUAUUUGAUCCAC
Messenger RNA from Parastagonospora nodorum SN15, 3734 nucleotides. RefSeq lists its product as hypothetical. The transcript has 3 exons. Gene Ontology annotation, cellular component: mitochondrion; endoplasmic reticulum membrane; endoplasmic reticulum-plasma membrane contact site. Lineage: Eukaryota; Fungi; Ascomycota; Dothideomycetes; Pleosporales; Phaeosphaeriaceae. The coding region runs from base 1 to 3552 and encodes 1183 amino acids. The record is from RefSeq and is a predicted model, not a curated record. Gene Ontology annotation, biological process: intracellular sterol transport. Gene Ontology annotation, molecular function: sterol transfer activity; sterol binding.